Malaya genurostris is the source of this 1978-nucleotide messenger RNA. RefSeq names its product juvenile hormone esterase-like. The coding region runs from base 104 to 1891 and encodes 595 amino acids. Lineage: Eukaryota; Metazoa; Arthropoda; Insecta; Diptera; Culicidae. The record is from RefSeq and is a predicted model, not a curated record. The transcript is spliced from 5 exons.
ACAGGCGAAAUCGCUGGGCACCUAAAAAUAAACCAUCGGAUGAACUUUCUCUUGCACUGGAAUAACUGCAUCCAAAAGCGCUCCGUCAUAUAAAAAUGACCCGAUGACGUUGCACAGUAACAGUCGAAAGUUGGUCGGCAUCCCGGAUGAAAGCACAUCCCACAGAAAUAUGGUCGAAUUUAGUUGGCUGACCGUUUUCCUGUUAUCGAUGUUAUUUUUUGCUCCGACAUCGGCCAGUAUUUGUCGGCUCGCGUGUGGUUUCGUUCCGGUGGUCAAUAUCGAUGACGGAUGCAUCUGCGGAACGUACAUGGAUGGGCUGGACGGGGGUCCUUUCGAAGCCUUCUUGGGAAUCCCAUUUGCCAAACCACCACUGGGUGCGCUGAGAUUCGCUAACCCAGUUCCGAACGAUCCAUGGAAAGGCAUUCUGAACGCAAGCAUCCCGCGGAACGCGUGUAUCCAGAAGAACGAUUUUGUGCCGCAGGCUUCCAUCGAGGGUGUCGAAGAUUGUCUAUAUCUGAACGUGUAUAGGCCUAAGGGCAUCAUCCGUCCCCUACCGGUCAUGGUUUUUAUUCAUGGAGGCGGAUACAUAGCCGGCAGUGCUCAUCCUGCCCUGUUCGGACCGGAGAAGGUAAUGGAUGCGAAAAAAGUAAUAUUGGUUACCGUACAAUAUCGUCUCGGAGUAUUGGGAUUUCUAUCGACCGAAGACCAAGCUGCUCCGGGGAAUUUCGGACUGAAGGAUCAAUCGAUGGCUCUUCGUUGGGUUCAGCGGAAUAUUCGCGAGUUCGGUGGAGCUACGGAUCGGGUAACUGCUUUCGGUCAGAGUGCUGGCGGCAGUAGCAUUCAGUUCCACAUGAUGAGUCCUCUAAGUAAAGGACUGUUUUCAAAGGCAAUUCUGGAGAGUGGCAGUGCUCUAGCAUUUUGGAAUGAUCCACACAAGGAUUGGUUUGCGCUAGCUAGGCAACAAGCCGCUGCUGUCGACAUUUUUGGUGCGGCCGAAAUGAACUCCUGGCAGCUGAUUGAUGCUCUGCGAAAUGUUGAUGCGGUUAAACUUGUAGCCAGUAUUGAUAAGCUGAAAAGUUGGAACGUACAGCCGAUUAUGUUGUAUCACCCAGUCAUCGAGCGGUACGUUGAUGAAGAGACAUUUUUAGCCGAAGAUCCAAUGAUCCUUUGGAAGGAAGGACGUUACCAUCGGGUACCUUGGAUGACUGGAUACGUUCCAAAUGAGGGAGCAGGUCUAUUAUUAUACGUGCUAUCCAACGCUACAUUAUUGCAACAAUUGAUUGAAAAUCAACAGUCACUGGUGCCUGCGUUUGUUGGUGUUUCUGAAUCAAUUUUGCCACAACUUUAUAACGGAUAUUUCGAAGGAAAUCCUCUGAACGUUAACAAUUCCGAAGGAGCAAGUCGAAUGGCAACAGAUGCCGCCAUAUUAUACCCGAUGAUCAAAGGAAUCAGACAGCACCUACGCAAUCGGAAGGAAGAACCGGUGUCGCUUUAUUAUUUCAACUUCAAAGGACGUUAUUCGUACUCAUCUCUUUAUACGGGUUUGACUUCCAACAAAGAUUACGGAAUCUGUCACAGCGAUGAUCUGAUCUAUUUGUUUCGACAACGGUUAGUGUUUCCAGAUUUUCCACCGAAUUCCCCCGAAGCGGAAAUGUCUCGGCGGCUGAUUGAAAAUUUUAUUCGAUUCGCCUACGACGGAGAACUAAAUUCAAGCGAUGACACUGAAAGGUGCUGCGGUAAUCAAACUGGACGGAACAAAUUUGUAGGUUUGGUUGAGUUUACGAACUCGGCAGGCCCUUCACAUGUGAAUAUACGUUAUCUAGACGAAAACAAUGCUGUUGUAAGUGAUUUAUUGGAAAUGUUUGACUGGUGGUCAAAGUUGGAAAAAUAAAUUUAUAUAUAGUAUCACACAAUAUUUUUUAGUUAAAAACAAGACCACUUCCUAAGCAUCGAACUUACUUCGUUAACUCGGAACCGU